This is a messenger RNA of Cynoglossus semilaevis (tongue sole), 3426 nucleotides long. It is a transcript of the gene cars1, whose product is annotated as cysteinyl-tRNA synthetase 1. The record is from RefSeq and is a predicted model, not a curated record. The transcript is spliced from 22 exons. NCBI's taxonomy places the organism in Eukaryota, Metazoa, Chordata, Actinopteri, Pleuronectiformes, Cynoglossidae. Gene Ontology annotation, biological process: cysteinyl-tRNA aminoacylation. The coding region runs from base 102 to 2333 and encodes 743 amino acids. Gene Ontology annotation, molecular function: ATP binding; cysteine-tRNA ligase activity. Gene Ontology annotation, cellular component: cytoplasm.
CACGUCGACUCAACUGCAUUAGUUCCGUGUCCAGUGUCAUUUUCUUCUUCUUCCGGGCACGUUAUUGUUGCAUCAGCACUGAGACAACAAGUACUGCAGCAAUGUCGACCUCAGCGGAGCCAGCGAAAGGGAAGCGGGUUCAGCCACUCUGGUCUCCACCAACAGGAACAGAUGUUCCUCAGCUUCACCUCUACAACAGCCUGACAAGAGCAAAGGAACCAUUUGUACCUCAGAAAGGAAACAAUGUCACCUGGUACUGCUGUGGACCGACAGUCUAUGAUGCCUCACACAUGGGACACGCCAGAUCCUACAUCUCCUUUGAUAUUCUACGACGUACGCUAAAGGACUACUUCAAAUACGAUGUCCUCUACUGCGUCAACAUCACAGACAUUGACGACAAAAUCAUCAAACGUGCUCGACAAAACUACCUUGUAGACCAGUACAAGCAGAAGCUCCCACAAGCUGCUCAGAUACUGCAGGACGUCCUCACAGCCAGAGAGCCAUUCCAGGCCAAUUUAGCAUCGACCACUGACCCAGACAAGAAGCAGAUGCUGGAAAAGCUGAACACGGCUGUUGAUGCGGCUCUAAAACCUCUUCAAGCAGCAAUGGAGAGUGGGGAUGGAGACAAACAGAGUCUGGCCGAGGUGCUGUUGGAGAACGCCAAAGAUAUGCUGGCUGAUUGGUUGGACAAACAGUUUGGAAGUCAAGUAACGGAGAACUCCAUCUUCUCAUUGCUGCCUAAAUACUGGGAGGGAGAGUACCACAAAGACAUGGAGGCUCUGAAUGUUCUGGCCCCUGAUGUCCUGACCCGGGUCAGUGAGUACGUGCCAGAGAUUGUGGACUUUGUGAAGAAGAUCAUCUCUAAUGGUUAUGGGUACGAGUCCAAUGGUUCAGUCUACUUCGACACUUCCAAGUUCGAUACCAGUUCAAAGCACUCGUAUGCCAAACUGGUGCCAGAGGCUGUAGGAGACCAGAAAGCUUUACAGGAGGGAGAAGGUGACCUGAGUAUCUCUGCUGACAGACUGAGCGAGAAAAAAUCCCAGAAUGACUUCGCCUUGUGGAAGGCGUCCAAACCAGGGGAACCAUCCUGGGAUUCUCCAUGGGGGAAGGGACGUCCAGGUUGGCACAUUGAAUGUUCAGCUAUGGCUGGUUCAAUCCUGGGAGAGUCUAUGGACAUCCAUGGAGGAGGGUUCGACCUCCGGUUCCCCCAUCAUGACAAUGAGCUGGCUCAGUCCGAGGCUUACUUUGACAACGACUGCUGGGUCAGAUACUUCCUGCACACUGGGCACCUGACGAUCGCAGGCUGCAAGAUGUCCAAGUCUUUGAAGAACUUUAUCACCAUUAAAGACGCUUUGGCAAAGAACACAGCCCGUCAGCUUCGCCUGGCCUUCCUGAUGCAUUCUUGGAAGGAUACUCUGGAUUACUCCUCAAACACCAUGGAGUCAGCCGUCCAAUACGAGAAGUUCAUGAAUGAGUUCUUCCUCAACGUAAAAGACCUCCUGCGGGCUCCUACUGACAUCACAGGCCAAUUUGAGAAGUGGGAGGAUGCAGAGAUGGAGCUUAACAGCAGCUUCUAUGACAGGAAGUCUGCCGUCCACAAGGCUCUGUGUGACAACAUUGAUACCCGCACGGCCAUGGAGGAGAUGAGAGUUCUGGUUGGCCAGAGCAACAGUUACAUCGCCAGCCGGAAAAGCGCUAAGCUGAGACCAAACCGCCUACUGGUGGAGAGCAUCGCCGUGUACCUCACCAACAUGCUGAAGAUAUUCGGUGCCAUUGAAGGUUCUGACCCUAUAGGUUUCCCGAUGGGAGGACAAGGUCAAAGUGUUGACCUGGAGAGCACAGUGAUGCCGUACCUCACAGUGCUGUCAGAGUUUAGAGAAAAUGUCCGGAAAAUUGCACGAGAGCAGAAAGUGACAGAGUUGCUGCAGCUGUGUGACGUAGUUCGUGAUGAUACACUACCAGAGCUCGGAGUCCGCCUGGAGGAUCAUGAGGGAUUGCCCACAGUGGUGAAACUGGUGGACAAGGAAACAUUACUGAAGGAAAAAGAGGAGAAGAAGAAGAUGGAGGAAGAGAAAGUGAGGAAAAAGGAAGAGGCUGCCAGGAAGAAACAGGAACAAGAGAUGGCUAAACUGGCCAAAAUGAAAAUUCCACCAUGUGAAUUGUUUCGCUCAGAGACAGACAAAUAUUCCACAUUUGAUGAAACGGGUUUCCCCACACAUGAUGCAGAAGGGAAGGAGAUCAGCAAAGGACAGGCAAAGAAACUUCGAAAGCUUUAUGAAGCCCAAGAGAAACUUCACAACGACUAUCUGCAGAUGAACCACAAUGGAAACUGAUGUUUUUUUUCUCCCUUUUUUUGUACAAAAAGCCAUCCUCCAAUAGAGUUUAAUACUAUGUGAAUAUUUUCAUCAUAAUGACAUUCUUACAAUUUAGUUCAAAGAACUCAUUAGCUAUUAAUUUUAGGGAAAUAUGAGACAGUUUUGUUAAUCACAAACAUCGGAAUCAUGAAGACUACAAUGUAAAGAGUCACCUGAUCUCAUCACAUCAGGUGUGUCAUCAGGGAGUCAGCAGUGACCGUGAGGAGGAGAUGAGAAGUCAAAAUUAAAAAAAUAUUUCCCUCACAUUUAUAGUGUUUUUACAAAUCACACUUUCCAGUCUUUUGUAUUAUCAUGUGCAAACCGUUCUGUUCUUUGGACUUAUUUUUCAACCACUUCCUACAUAUUUUUCUAACCACGUGAAGUGCAAAGUGAGUGAUCUCACCUGACAUUAUGGUCUUUAAACAGGAACACCUGUGACCCAGAGCCCUCAGGACUGUGGGUCAGAGAAGCUGUUAAUGAGUCUCCAUAGGAUUUUUACAUUACACUGUUAACCAUAACUUUUCAUAUUAAAGAAUUAAUAUUGAUGAGUUUUGUUUCCACCAGUUGGUAAAAUCAAAUGUGAUGUUUUUCAUUCACGCCACCGCCUGAGCUUCUUGGAACUUUAGAUAAUGAAGGACCGCGAUGUUUUUCUACAUCUAUGAAAUGCUACACUCUGGUUGAUAGUAGCCGGAAAGUUGUUAGCAGGUGGUUUCAGUAUUAAUACUUCAUUCAGAAAGCUACAUUCAGACUGUUGGUGGUCAGUAUUUAAACAACUUACGAGAAAGUCGACUCACCUGCGUGUAAACUCCUCAGGAUACAGUCAAAAAAGAAGGGUAGAGCUUUGGCUAAUUACGCAUCAGUGCAAAGACCAAUGGGAACAUUCCUAGCUAACUUGUGAUUGGUCAGAGCCGUCUACUUUAGAAUCUUAAAACUUUAACGGCUGGCGCUACAACGCCAAACGGCUAAAAUAAAACAAAAAUCCAUCCCUUUAUAUCCGUAUUUUACCGGAUGUUGCCUGUGACUUGGUAAAAGUAACUCAUGCUAGUUGUCAAUAAAGCUGUUCACGCAGAAA